CUUGAUAAGAAUCAAAGUUUGGGGCCACCACUCUUAUUUUCGCACAAAUUGGUGUGCUGUUUGUCUCCUCUCAUUAUAGGAUCUAUCCUCAACCAAAUAACGUGUAUGAGGUGUCCUUGGAUAGCUUUUGAAGUCUAUUUUUAUAAUUGAGUGGUCUCAAUUCGAGAGGAGAGAGCAAUCAUCCAAAAAUCGAUCUGGAACGAGCAGAGGUCUGUGAACUCGAGCUGUGAGAGUGCUGAGACUGUUUGGUCGAUAUCUCGAGUUUUACAAAUCCAAUUAAGGCGUGUGAGAUACCCACAGAAAGCUCUCAAGACGAGGAAUCCGUGAAGGUCUGGUUUGCAGGAAUCGGAGUUGUGGAAGGCUUCCAAAUCGUCCGAGCAAAACACAACCUCGCAGGAGAGGAUUUAAUCUUCUAAAAGUGAGUUUUAACCCCAAAACUUUACUUUUCAUUUUCCAAAUGAUAUGAACGAUUGGUGGGACUAUCAUACACUAAUCCAAGUGUAUAAUAUGUCCUUAUAAAGUUAUUUUAGUGAUGUAAAGGUUAGAUACUAACCUAGAGCAAAUCUUGGAAAAACUAGGAAACGAGUUGACCGGGAAACACCCGUUCUAGGGGCUGUUUUCGUAUCAACGAUUAAGGGUUGAACUAGCACUUUGAGGAGGCUGUUUAACACUCAUAUUUGAGCAAGGAAUCAGUUCCAAAUCCACCUUGACCAAAGCUUUGACCAUUGGACCAAGAAGGGAAAGUUUAAAGCUCAAUUGAGGUUGAGGCUAGAGCUUGCUUCCUGUGCUCGUUGCUCGAGAGAUCAUCUAGGGGCGAAGACUUGGUUCGUGCUUCCUCCAUUCGGAUUUUAAACAUUAAUAAACAUGCUCAUGGAUAUUUUAUUAUAGAGCCUGCGUGCUCAUGAAUAGCCCUGUGUGGCCCUUUUGUUUUAAACAAUGUUUUCCGCUGCUUUAUGAAUUACUUAUUAUGUUGUUUAUGGAUGACUUGUGUGUGAAUGAUAUUCAUGACGCCUUGUAUAAUAUGAAUGUGUUGGACUGCGGUUGACUAUUCGUAUUGUACGGCGGGUUGUCGACGUGUCCGGGGAGGUCCGGGGCGUGACAGUGGGUGUCAUCCUUACAGACCGGAAAGUCCGAAUUCAGGCAGUACAGGACCUGUUUGCAUCGGCCGCUCUGGAGACUAGGAAGAGGUAUGGCAGUCCAAGAAAUUGACGAAAAAAGGUACCUAUUCACCUUUUAUCAUAUACUACCUCCGUCCCCCUAAGUUUGGGACAAGAGAAGGUGGCACGGUUUUUAAUAAAAGUGGGUUUAUGUGGUUGAUAUUGAAUUGAUAAAGUAAGAAUAAAGUAGGAAUGUUUUGGAACCACACAAACUUUACCAAAUAAGGUAUGAGACAAUCUUAGUGGGACGGACCAAAAUGGUAAAAUGGGACAAUCAUAGCGGGACGGAGGGAGUAGUUGAUAUGAAUUGUGCUAUGGAGGAUGGUCCUUGGCUAUUUGAGAGAAAUCUGUUAUUGCUAAAGGUGGUUGGUCCUAAUGAUAUACCACAUAUAAUGAAUUUGUUUGAAUCUGAGUUUUGGGUGCAAGUGCACAAUGUUUUGUAUAAGUUCAUGAAUGUGGGCACUUCUAGAAGAGUGGGUAAUUACAUUGGGGAAUUUAUUAGUUUUGAUGAAAGCCAUUUUAAGGCAAAAUGGAGUUCAUACUUGAGAGUUAGGGUGAAGAUGGAUGUGAGAAGACCUCUGAAAACGGGUUCUACUUUGACAAAGGGGGCGAAGGACACUGGGUAGAUUUCAAGGAUGAGAAAUUACCAAUUUUUGCUUUAUUUGUGGAAUAAUGGGACAUUCUAAGAAAUUUUGCCCACUGAAAUAUGUGGAAGAUAUUGUUCUGGAGAAAUCUUUUAGAGCUGACCUGAGAGCAGGAGGAGGGGGAAAGACUAGCCCCACAAGAGGUAGUAAGUGGUUGGUGGAUAAACAGGGAGGUCCGAGUCAUCAGAGGAGGUUUCAUCAAGAAGAUGAAGGCAUUAUGAGACAGGGGCGCAAGGGGAACACAACUGAGACAGAAGGUAGCGACACAAAGGAAGAGGAAAUAAGCAGUUCCGUGGAGGUCUGAGUUGACCAGAAGCGCAGACGAGUCUGGAAGGAUCCGACGCAGGAGAACAACUCAGGGGAGGAGAUGGCACUGGACAAAGCAAAAAACGGGGAGGAGGUGAGUCUGAAUUCCUAGGCCCGCCUGAUGUGUUCGUGAGGCUGGGGGUGAAGAAGAUCCAGUUUGGUGUUUUUUUUCUGUUUGUUUGUUUUGUUUCGUUCCACGCUCAGACUGUUGUUUUUGGUUUUUGUUUUGUUUUUUCUUGUAAGACUCUGGCAUUAGGUUUGGAUGAUGAGAGUUCCGCAGUAACCAUUGUUGACUCAAUUAUGCCCAGUUUAGGAUCAACGAGUUAUACUGCUUUCGUGAAGGUGGUUAACUCAGAGUCUGGCCCAAUGGCGGAUGGUUAUCGGUGGUACUCUUGUUAUUUUAGACCAUUGCUGAAUGCUUCUAUUCUAAUAUAAGUCUCCUUCAUCCAAAAAAGUACUUAUUCUUUCAA
Messenger RNA from Cuscuta epithymum, 2577 nucleotides. The record is from the annotation of a GenBank genome assembly. NCBI's taxonomy places the organism in Eukaryota, Viridiplantae, Streptophyta, Magnoliopsida, Solanales, Convolvulaceae.